Messenger RNA from Staurois parvus, 350 nucleotides. NCBI's taxonomy places the organism in Eukaryota, Metazoa, Chordata, Amphibia, Anura, Ranidae. The record is from the annotation of a GenBank genome assembly.
AUGUAUGUGAAAUGCUUUGAUACAGGAAUGUUUUGCUAUGAAAUAAUCGUUUUAAAAAAAAAUGUCAUUUUUUUUUAAAUUUUCAAAUUUGCCGCCGGUUUUGGCGCCCGUACGUCCCGACGUCACAGGGACCGGAACACGGAAGCCAGAUGCCGGCAUCCGCCGGAGGAGAUGGCCGGGGACGCUGCAGGGGAACGCAUCGCAGGAGCGAAGGACAAGGUAAGCGCUGUAAGGAAUCCCUGUGCAACGCCGUAUGGGUAAGCCCGAGUGUAGCUCGGGGUUACCGCUUUUGGUACUGAAAUGUUACCCCGAGCUACACUCGGGAAUACCGCCAAGGAGGUUAAAAAAAG